Molecule: messenger RNA, 1077 nt
Organism: Anthonomus grandis grandis
Lineage: Eukaryota; Metazoa; Arthropoda; Insecta; Coleoptera; Curculionidae
Exons: 2
Coding region: 15-356 (113 amino acids)
Source: RefSeq, a predicted model, not a curated record
UAUUUUUGAAAAACAUGCCUAAAUUUCUUACGCAAAAAGAGCUGGAGAGUGCUUUAUAUGAAGUAGUAGAUGAAUUGGAAGCAGAACAUUCCGGAGAUGUUGUUGAAAUUGAUGCUGUUUAUAUUCCUCCAGAACCAAAUAGCUUGACUGACGAAGAAAAUAUAGAAGUCGAUGUAAUUGCUGUAAACGAAAAAAACAGCCAAAAUGAUGUGGACAUAGCGGGCACAUUUGAAUUACAGAUAAGACAGGACAAUGAAUUUGACUGGGAUUCGUCUGAUGAUGAGAGUUUGGCAGAAAAGAAACGAAAAAUGGAAAGGUCUAACACUAGCCAAUUUCAAAGUAGGGAACCAAAAUAGAAAAAGGGUUCAAUUCCUAUGAUCUCCCAGCCUAUUUCGAAUGAAGGCCCUGCGCUUAAGAAAUUGGUAGACUUACUUCACGGAAAGUCACCUUUAGGCAUUUUCUUUUUGUUCUUUUGUUUUCAAGUAUUAAAUCUUAUUGUAACAUUUUCGGAAAAAUAUGCAAGACAAUAAUCGACAUGAUUUUGAAUUGGAUAAAUAUGAAUUACCAAAGUUUAUAGGACUGCUAAUAUUUACAGGUUAUCAUAAACUACCACAAACACAACUAUAUUGGUCAACUGAUGAAGACAAGGGGAUAGACAUUGUGAAAAAAUGUAUGAGUCGAAAUAAAUUUUACAAUAUAAAAAAAAACCUCCAUUGUUCAGAUAACCACAAUUAGUUAAAAAUGACAAGUUUUGUAAGCUUAGGCCAUUUUUUGAUCUCAUAAAUCAGAAAAUGUUGCAGUUUGGUAUAUUUUCACACUGUCUGUCCAUUGACGAACAAAUGGUUCCUUACUUUGGCAGGCACUCCUGCAAAAUAUUUAUUAGGGGUAAACGUGUUAGAUUUGAUUUUAAAUUAUGGUGUAUUUGUUCGUCAGACGGUUAUUUAUAUCAGUUCAUUCCAUACGCAGGAGCAAAUCCAAAUAAACAAAAAUCUAUAUUAGGUAUGGGUAUGGGCAAGUUGUUGUUGAUUUAUUGUCUAUAGUGAAUAACCCAAUAAAGCAUCAGGUAUUUUUUGAUAA